GGAUUUUCUUUUUUUCUUGUUUGGGAAAUCAAAUGGGAGUGAAGGUGUUGUUGCACUGAUGUCACUGUUUUGGGUUAUGAUUCCUCAACUAGCUGAAAUUCAAGAACAAAUGGUAAAAGAGUGGUUCGAGAACCGACUUUACCCUCAAAGUUUUGUCCCGACACAGAAGACAGCUUAGGGGUGUCUCUUUAAAGUCACUAAAGCUUCCUCCAAGAAAGUGAUUAUGAGGGAAGAGUGGGAAAAGAGAUUGAAUCAUAUUAGAAUAAGGAAAGAAGACAUGAAUAAAUUGGUAAUGAACUUUCUUGUUACUGAGGGAUAUGCCGAAGCUGUGGCAAAAUUCCGGAUGGAAACGGGAACCGAACCUGAUAUGGAUGUUGCAAUGAUCAUGGAUCGUAUGGCUGUUAAAAAGGCAGUACAAUGUGGAAACGUUGAGGAUGCGAUUGAGAAAGUUAAUGAUCUAAAUCCCGAGAUAUUGGAUACAAAUCCGGAACUCUUUUUCCAUCUUCAACAGCAGAGAUUGAUAGAACUGAUUCGGAAUGAAAAAAUAGAAGAAGCCUUGGAGUUUGCUCAAGAGGAGCUAGCACCUAGGGGAGAAGAAAAUCAAAGCUUUUUAGAAGAGUUGGAGAGGACCGUUUCACUCUUGGUUUUCAAAGACGUUUCGAACUGUCCCGUAAGAGAGCUUUUGGAUAUUUCACAGCGCCUUAAGACAGCAAACGAGGUCAAUGCAGCCAUUCUUACUAGCCAGAGUCAUGAAAAAGACCCAAAGCUUCAUAGCUUGCUAAAGAUGCUGAUAUGGGCACAAAAUCAACUAGAUGAAAAAGCUACUUAUCCUCGGAUAAAAGAUUUUUUGAAAGCCACACUUGAAAAUCCCGCUGUUUGAAAGGUUAGCAAAAUCAUUAUAACCUCUUCAUUGUGAUUAUAGCUCCGAAUUUAUUGGAUGUCAUUGAUUAAGACAUGGUUUUUUUUAGAAGAAUUAGUUGCCUUUGUUCAUAGGUGAAGUCAAGUGCCCCUUUGUAUAUUUGAUGAUCAUGCAUUUUUUCAUAGGGAUUCCAUUUAACAUUUUUUUAAGCAAAAAAAGAAAAAAGGUUAAUCAAUUUAAAAUAUUACUGGAAA
Gossypium raimondii (Peruvian cotton) is the source of this 1113-nucleotide messenger RNA. Its product is annotated as protein GID8 homolog. The transcript has 7 exons. Bases 224 to 880 code for a protein of 218 amino acids. Gene Ontology annotation, biological process: proteasome-mediated ubiquitin-dependent protein catabolic process. Gene Ontology annotation, molecular function: protein binding. The record is from RefSeq and is a predicted model, not a curated record. Gene Ontology annotation, cellular component: nucleus; cytoplasm. NCBI's taxonomy places the organism in Eukaryota, Viridiplantae, Streptophyta, Magnoliopsida, Malvales, Malvaceae.